UAUACUAGUAUUGCAGAUCCCCAAUAAACUACAUAACCUCGGGUAUUUAAAACCCCACAAAGGGAAGAGAAGAAUAGUGGCCAUUGCCUCGUUAUACCACAUAUCCCUUUACCCAACACUAAUUAAAACAUAGAUAGAGAGAGAUACAUAUUGCCAUCUCUUCAAAUUUCUAUUCCCAAGAGUAGAUGGAGUUAGUUUUCUGGUCUUUCCUCUUCUCCUGCUAGAGUAUUUCUUUGCUUGGGAGUGAGUGAUAAGAGAAGAGAAAGGACAGAGGACAAGAGAAGCCCCUCAAAAGAGAAAUCAAUCACAAAUGGGCAGAGAGUGGUUGUACUGGGGGAGUGGCAGUAAUAAAUCCAGUACCCAAAGAGGAGGAAUAAGAAGAACAAAAGGAGAAGAAGUCAUCAAUAAUAUUAAUGAAGAAGCUACACCUCCUCCUGGUGGCUGCAUGUGCUUCCAAAUCUUUGAUUUACCCCAUUUUCAAGUGGCUUUGAACCAACAAUCUCGCUCUUUAAAGCCUCAUCAUCAUCCUUCUUUCCUUCAACAACACAAACAACCUUCUCUUCUCAAAGGACUUGAAGCACCAAGAAACAGCUUGGAAUUAGAUGAGCCUGUUACAGAACGGAAAUCGGUGUCAAGUUCAUUGUCGUCGUCAUCAACCAUGAAAGUAGACGAACAAAAUUUGAAUAUCACGGUAGGUAUUCAAAUCAGAACUAGCUGUGAUUCAAGAUCACCGCGAGUGUCAACAUCAGGUUCAAGAACAAGGACAGAUCAUGAUAUAUCAUCAGAAUGUAGCAGCAGCUCACCAGCGGGGACCAAGACCCCAACUCUAGUAGCUAGGCUGAUGGGCCUUGAUCUCCUCCCUGAAAACAAUAACUCUCCUCGCAUUUCAAUUUCAACUAAUUGCAAUACAAAGCCACAGUCAAAGAAUGUGUUGGUCAAUAAUACUAAUAAUCAGAUGACCCACCACCAGUCAAGCAGUAAAAACAGAAGACGAUUCAGCAGUUUUGAAAGUAGUGAUACUAAUUACAUCACUACAGGUACUCUGUCACUCCCAGAGACACCGAGAAUAUCUUUAGCCAGAAGGUCAGAUGUAGAUCAUCAUCAUCAGCAGCAGCAUCAACAUCAUCACAGGUUAUCCCUUCAAAUCAAUAAAGAGAACAUGGGUGACGCAUUCGAAUUUUCGGAUUCUUCUUCUGCCGCCAGUGUCGGCAGGAAAAUGUCGAGGAGCAAUAGGAGGGGUUUUUAUCAACAAGAAAAUGAAAACCAAACGAGAAGUCCAGGGUACUAUGCUAGGCAGAUUGUGAAGCAAGUCAAAGAAAGUGUAAGCAGAAAAGUUGGUCAUGACAUUACCAACACUACUAGUAGCAUCAGAAGAAAAGAUGAUCAAUUAGCUGCUAAAUAUGAUCAAGUUGUGUUGCUUAAACCAAAAAAAUCAUCACAUGGAAAUGAUGAUGAUUUUAGACCAACCAAACAAACAACUCCUUCUUGCUCACCUAGGUUCAGAUUUUUGGAGCCCAAGAGUAGUAGUACUAAACAUCAAACUAACUACUCAUCUGCUGCAAAAACUCAAACUUCUCAUUCACCCAAAUUCUCACCAUUAUCUCCGCUUCCACAGAGUAGCACAGUAUUACCAGCUAAAAUAGUUACUAAGCCUAAGCCUCAAAGUUCACCGAAAGAGCAAGUGCAACAGAGAAAAGGUGACAAAUUUGUUCCUAGGAAGCCACCGCAAGCUUGUGAUGCUAUUCGGAGCAAGAAAGAAGAGCUAUUUGUUCGUUCAGCAACAGGAAAAAAUAAAGCAAAUUUUGGGGACAAGAAGUGCAAGCUGAAAACUCCAUUGUCAAAUCAACUUGUUAACACCAGUACUGUUCCAACCAUUUUGCCAUUAAGGAAAGACCCUUCUCCUUCACCCACCAAGCUACUCAUUAAGCAGUCACCGGAAUCAGAUGCUUAUCCAUCGAAAAGGAGGAUCAGAGAGUUAUCUAGUAGUUCGAGCCAGUCGUACUACUACAAACUCAGCACCCUCCAACAAAUGAACCAAGACAAAUGUAGCGGUGGUUCCAUUUCCGUUGAUGGACUCGAUUUUGAUUAUCAGUACAUUCAGAGAAUACUAAAACGUACGGGUCUCGACAAAAGUACUCCAAUCUCCUUAGCCAAAUGGUACUCCCCUUCUCACCCACUUGACCCUUCCAUUUUUCACUAUUUGGAACUUUUCAAUUUUACGACACACAGUUUGAGGAGCAACCGAAAAUUAAUUUUCCAACUUGUCGACGAGCUCCUCCUCGACAUCUUGAUGAAAAAACCAUCUAAUUUCAAGUAUCAAGGUCGACUAAUGGACGGGGAAGAAUUGGUUGACACAUUGUGCACCAGAAUACGAAAUUUUCCUUCGGCUAAUUGUCAAGUUCUUGAAGACAUUGAUGCAUUGAUUGACAAAGAUAUGCAAAUUGGUGGGAUAUUAAAAAGUACAUAUUUUGAUGAAGAAGUGGAAAGCAUUGUGUGUGAGAUUGAACGUGACAUUAUGGAAGAAGUGGUGCAUGAUACUGUGUGAUUGAUCGAUGAUGGAAAAAAGGAACAAAAGAAAUAAUAAAGAGAUGGAAACAGGGUCUGACUUGGGUCACAUGGGUGAUUCACGUGACGAGAUGCCAUUUGGUUUUUAGGGUCAUGGGGACCAAUAUAAUUAACUUGUUGGGACUCAUACUACUUGGAAAGGCCAAAGUGUAGUGAUGAUAAGUAUAAUAGGAGUUGUUACUUUUAAUUUUUCUAAUGUAAUUACUAUUACUAUAUCUUAAUAAACAAUUCAUAUUUAGUCGCUU
Molecule: messenger RNA, 2810 nt
Organism: Solanum dulcamara
Lineage: Eukaryota; Viridiplantae; Streptophyta; Magnoliopsida; Solanales; Solanaceae
Exons: 5
Coding region: 311-2545 (744 amino acids)
Source: RefSeq, a predicted model, not a curated record